AUGGAAAGAAGGGGUCAGGGAGGGGAGGGGGGCCGGGGCCGUCCCCGCCGCUCCACAGGCUCAGGCAAGUCCCGCUCCUGCACCGGUCAAAGCGGUGGGUGCUCCUGGCGCUGGCGCCCCGGGUCCGGACGAGAAGACUGGGCCGGUUCCGAGCGCAGGGCUUCAGCUAACUCCUCAGCCCCGGGGGCAACAGCUGUAGCAGCGGCGGCUGCGGGCAGACACUCCCCUUUCCCCCGCCCCGCCCCCCUCGCUCGCCCCCCUCGCCGGCCCAGGUCCUUCUCCGCGGGCGGCCGCGCGCGCCGGAAGGGGCCUGACUUGGGGGCGGCUGUGCGGGCUAACCCUGACAGGCAGGUCCGCGGCUCGCCGAACUGCGUGUUGUCGCUCGGGAUUGGGUCGGAUGCCCAUCCCCGAGAUACCGGAGGCGGCGUGGGAACCGUUAGCUUCGAGGAACCCGUCGUCUCGCAGCCCUGGAGCUGGGCCUCGGGAGGCCGCAAGGGGGCUCGGGUUGCUUUCUUUGUGCCCCGCAAUCCCGCGGCUCCUCCCUCGAAGGUUGCCUUCUUCCCCCAGGGCCGGGAGAACCGCACGUGCGUGCAGGGGAUCCGAAGCGAGGGGAACCCCCUAGUUCUAGCCUCUGGAGGGUACGGACUGGUCAGCAUCAGCCGCGGAAAGAACCUGGUCCUAAUGUCGACCGUGGCUCGGAGCCUGCCUGUAACCCGAAGAUUAAGUUACCCAUGGUCAGGAAGCAGAUGAUUCUCCUGAAGUAUCAGCAGAAGGUCAAUAGUAGCCUAAUCAAGUCAUAGUAUAUACGUC
This is a messenger RNA of Hyaena hyaena (striped hyena), 810 nucleotides long. RefSeq lists its product as uncharacterized. The transcript is spliced from 3 exons. NCBI's taxonomy places the organism in Eukaryota, Metazoa, Chordata, Mammalia, Carnivora, Hyaenidae. Bases 1 to 750 code for a protein of 249 amino acids. The record is from RefSeq and is a predicted model, not a curated record.